Alosa sapidissima (American shad) is the source of this 2050-nucleotide messenger RNA. RefSeq lists its product as uncharacterized. NCBI's taxonomy places the organism in Eukaryota, Metazoa, Chordata, Actinopteri, Clupeiformes, Clupeidae. The coding region runs from base 356 to 1207 and encodes 283 amino acids. Gene Ontology annotation, molecular function: sequence-specific DNA binding. The transcript has 4 exons. The record is from RefSeq and is a predicted model, not a curated record.
AAGUGACAUCAGAAAAUACGCUCGCCAAGUACCCCAGUGCCAUUUUGGCUCAAACAAAGUCUGCAUUUCACAAAUUUCUUGUAGCCUCUUUUUUAUUUUUCGUUGUAAAACCUUUUGUUACGAUAUUGUUAAUAUAUUUGAAUGCAUGUGUGUAUUCUUUCUGGUAGGUGUAAAUUAACCAAAAACGUUUUCCCAGGAAGUCCUUGCUAAACCGCUAACCUUGUUAGCGGUUAGCUUUAGAGGGCUCUCUAACGUUACGUGUCAUCAAUAACGAGACACUAGUUACUUGAGCUAGCAAGCUAAUAGCUUAUAGCUAUUUAGCUUACUGCUAACUUUUGCCACUUCAUAACUAAAUAUGGGUGGAUGCUCUGCACCAAAUUGCUCUAACUCCACUACUAUAGGUAAACAACUCUUUAGAUUUCCGAAAGACCCCGUACGAAGCAGAAAGUGGGUGAUAAACUGUCGACGUGACUUUGUGCCGACACCCUGCUCCAGGUUAUGCCAGGACCAUUUCGAAGAAAGUCAGUUUGAAGAAAUCGCAAGAUCACCAGCAGGGGGGAAGAAACUAAAACCUAAUGCCAUCCCUACCCUCUUUAAUGUACCCGACCCCCCCUCUCCCAUCACACCUCAGAUAACUCUACCUAUUAAACCAGAACCAGUGGAGAAGGACCUUAACGUGGGAGACCAUGGCUAUGCUCGGCGACAGCCUAAACUGAGUACAGAGGAGGAGGCAGGACUGCAGGCCACAGAGGAAGAGCACCCUUGCACUCUCUGUCAACACUACAAGGCUCAGCUGGAGCAGCAGCAACAACACACAGCCAGGCUACAGAGAGAGGUAGAGGAAAUGAAGAAACGUCUCCACAAACUGAACAAGAUCGAGAAAGGGCUUCAGAUGUUCCUGUUUGAGGAUCAGAUCCGGGCGCUCACCUUGGCCAAGCGCUCGCGCAGGGCCGUGUGGUCUCAGGACACUGUGUUGACUGCCCGCAAAAUCCGUUGCGCCGUCGGGGUCAAAGGGUACGAGUUCCUCCGAGAUCUGGGAUACCCCUUACCCUCCUACAGAACUUUGUGCAACCGAUUGGAGCCCAAAGCAAUGUCCACCAGCAUGCAGGAAGAGCUGGCUGAACUGGGCCUUGGCAUCAUAACAUCAUGUAACAGUCCAGAGGGCAGUGGAGCUAAUGAUGACGGACUUAUAGGGGUGAUGACGUAGAGGCAUUUCUCUUUUUAUGUUUUGUUUUUAAGUUUCAAAUUAUAAAAUUAAUAUUUGGCUGAAGGCAAUAAUUGAUGCGGCUCUAUAGUGAGCUUUUGCAUCGGUACCUGGUUGCAUAAAGAGUGUGUGAUCAGAGGUAUUUCUUUUUAAAUAUUAAAUUCCCAAUGAAUAUUUUGAAGAUGCUGGGUCAUUCUCAUAUGAACAUAUUACAAUAGCCAACACACCUAAGACACUAUUAGUUGUUUGCACACAGAGUACAGCCAUGAAAAUAGUAUGCAGAAUAUUUUAAGUAAAAGGUGUUUUACUUGAGUGCGUUUAGCCUCAUUUCUUUUUCAACAAUGUUCUUGAGCCUUACCGACUGCAAGAUGGUGUCAUAACUUGUAAAAGUCAUUCAUUGAUGGCCAUGUUUUUAUUAUUGUUUACCUCAGUGGUGAAGAGGGAAAGAAGUACACAAACAUGUUUGCUCUCUGCUCCAGCCAUUUCACAGAAUUUGAUUUGUUUGGUGCACAUGGUUGUGAGGGGCUUGGCAGCAUGACUGCAAACUACACACCAACAUGCCACACGUUACUGUCCAGCACACAAUGUUAUCUGUCAUACUUGGAAAGGAAAACGAAAUAUGCAUCCAGCGCAUUGGAGAAGAGACUCUGUGCCCUGUGGAUACUGUCACAAGUGGUAACAAUGGAUGGCCUCCUAAGCAAACUCUUGUCUGACUGCAUGAUGGUUUCCCACCACACUCCAUAAACCUCUAUGGAGUUGCAAAAUGAUACUUUUGUGCAGCAUGCUGUUAUCCAGGCAGUGGUACUAAAUGUACAAUAUCUUAAGAAUAAAAGUUUUCAACAGUUA